Rhizophagus irregularis DAOM 181602=DAOM 197198 is the source of this 4537-nucleotide messenger RNA. RefSeq lists its product as uncharacterized. The record is from RefSeq and is a predicted model, not a curated record. Gene Ontology annotation, molecular function: actin filament binding; microfilament motor activity; ATP binding. Lineage: Eukaryota; Fungi; Glomeromycota; Glomeromycetes; Glomerales; Glomeraceae. Gene Ontology annotation, cellular component: myosin II complex; cytoplasm; myosin filament.
GGUUUUUUGCAAUUUCCUUCUUGUUGUGUAAACCACGAUUAUAUUUAACCGUUUAAAGAAAAGAAAAAUAUCCUCUUGUUAUAUAUAUAUUUCACUUAUCAUAUAUAUAUUUCACUUAUCAAUGACGACACAAAAUUCACGAAAAAGUUCUACAUAUUUGCCCGGCGGAGAAGUUUUUCGACGAUUUUCAACCAGUUCUCGUGGUGCAGGAGUAGUUGACGUCGUAGCCCAUGCUGCUUUCAAUGAAAAAAAAUGGGUUUGGGUCGAGGAUAAAGAAGCGGGAUAUAUCGCCGGUUACAUAACGAAGGAAAUGGGCGAAAAAGUGGAAGUCCACUUUAAUGAUAAUUCGUCCCGUGUUGUUAAUGUGAACGAAACAGAAAAAAUGAAUCCACCUAAAUUUGAUAAGGUGGAAGACAUGGCUGACUUAACACAUUUAAAUGAAUCAUCUGUAGUUCAUAACCUUCGAUUACGAUAUUUAUCUGAUAUGAUAUAUACAUAUUCAGGGCUUUUUUUGGUUGCCGUCAAUCCAUAUCACCCGCUCCCAAUAUACACGGAUGAGAUAAUACGAUCCUAUAAAAAUAAACGACGGUACGAAAUGCCGCCUCAUAUUUACGCAGUCGCUGACGCAGCUUAUCAUGACAUGUUACAAGAGCGUGAAAAUCAAUCUAUUCUUAUAACUGGUGAAUCUGGUGCAGGAAAAACUGAAAAUACGAAAAAGGUUAUUCAGUAUAUAGCGACAAUAGCCAGUGAUAGCGCUAACACUAAGAAGUAUGGACUACUCGAACAACAAAUCCUACAAGCCAAUCCGAUAUUGGAAGCUUUUGGAAAUGCUCAAACAAUUCGAAAUAACAACUCCUCUCGUUUUGGUAAAUUUAUUCGUAUUGAAUUCAGUUCGGCUGGUCAAAUUUCUGGUGCGAAUAUCGAACGAUAUUUAUUGGAAAAGUCACGUGUAACUUAUCAGACGCCUGAGGAACGAAAUUUUCAUAUAUUUUAUCAGUUGUUGAAAGGAGCUUCACCCACAAUUAAAGAUAAAUUUCUAUUGGAUGGUUCAUUGGAUGAUUAUAGGUUCACAAAACAUUCAAAAAAAAAUAUUGAUGGUGUGGAUGAUACUGCUGAAUUCGAAAUACUCUUGAACGCCAUGAAUGUUGUUGGUAUUUCACAAGAUGAACAAAUUGACCUUUUUCGUAUAAUAGCAUCUGUUCUUCAUCUCGGAAAUAUUAAUGUAACUUCCGGAAGAGACGAUCAAGCUUAUAUUUCGGACACUUCUGCAGCUGAAAAAGUAUGUCAUGUAUUGGGUAUUCCAACAGAGGCUUUUAUAAAAGGACUUAUUAGGCCUCAAGUAAAGGCGGGUCGCGAGUGGGUUGCUCAAGCUAGAACUAAGGAACAAGUUUUGUAUUCAAUUGAGGCUUUGGCAAAGGCAUUAUAUGAGAGAAGCUUUGGUGCAUUGGUUGAAAGAAUUAAUAAAGCAAUUGAUACGCCAUCAAAUAAAGCUUAUUUUAUCGGAGUUCUAGACAUUGCUGGUUUUGAAAUAUUCAAAACAAAUGGAUUUGAACAAUUAUGUAUCAACUAUACCAACGAAAAAUUACAGCAAUUUUUCAAUCAACAUAUGUUUGUAUUGGAACAAGAACAAUACAAACUCGAAAAUAUUGAAUGGAAUUUUAUUGAUUUCGGACUAGACCUACAACCAACAAUUGAUUUGAUUGAAAAAGCUAAACCUGUUGGUAUAUUGGCUUGUUUAGACGAAGAAUGUGUUAUGCCAAAGGCUAGUGACAAGACAUUUGUUGAGAAAUUACAUAGUAUUUGGAAAAAUAAAUCGUCAAAGUAUGGUGUACCUCGAUUUCAACAAGGAUUCAUUCUCAACCAUUAUGCCGCAAAAGUGGAAUAUACAACUUCAGGAUGGCUUAAUAAGAAUAAGGAUCCUCUUAAUGAGAAUGUUACUAAACUUUUGGCGCAUUCUUCACAGCCAUAUAUAGCUUCACUCUUUACCGAUUUCCUUGGUGAUACUACAGAUUAUGGUACAAAGAAUCGUGUUAAACGCGGAGUUUUCCGCACGGUUGGUCGUAGGCAUAAAGAACAAUUACAUUCAUUAAUGCAGCAACUUUAUUCAACUCAUCCUCAUUUUGUUCGUUGUAUUGUGCCUAAUGAUGAAAAAAUGGCUGGAAAAAUCAACGUACCACUUGUGCUAGAUCAAUUAAGAUGUAAUGGUGUUCUAGAAGGUAUUCGUAUAUGUCGUGCGGGAUUUCCUAACCGAUUAGGUUUUAUUGAAUUUAGGCAAAGAUAUGAAAUCUUGGCUCCAAAGAUUCUUCCAAAUGGCUAUGUUAAUGGACGAGAAGCUGCACAGAAAUUGUUGGAAGCCUUUCAACUUGAGAGUGACCAAUAUCGUAUUGGUUUGAGUAAAAUCUUCUUUCGUGCUGGCGUGUUGGCUGAAUUGGAAGAAGUCCGAGAUACAAAAUUAUCUUUUGUGUUUACGAGAUUUCAAGCGCAUUGUCGUGGAAAACUUUCGCGAAAAGAUUAUAGUAAACUUUCAGAAAAAACUUCCGCUGCUCUUGUUAUUCAAAGGAAUAUACGAGCAAUUAACAAACUCAAACAAAAUCCUUGGUGGAAGCUUUACUACCAAAUUAGGCCAAUGUUACCAAGUAAAAAAGAUGAGCAGAUUAGACUAUUGAAAGAACGUAUAAAAGAAUUGGAAGAAAAAGUACAGCACGAGAUACAGGAAAAACAGAAGUUGGAGUCAUCUAAUGUAGAAUUGGAAGUUGAGAAGAUAACUCUUGAAGAACUUCUUCACAAUGAAAGAUCCUUGUCGCUUGAGAAGGACGAAUUGAUACAGAAAAUUAGACUUACAGAGGAGCCUGAAAACAUUGAUGAAUAUAAUUCUACUAAACCUGGUUCAAAGGAUCAAUUAUUAGAGCUUGAACAAACCAAUCAGUUAUUACAAGAGAAGUUUGAAGAAAUGAGGAGUAAAUAUGAAGAUGAGGUUCAAGAGAGAAAAAAGGAUAAGAUUAAGUUAGAUGAAAUAAAAUCAAAACUUGAGGCUGCAGAACUUUCUAGAAUUAAAUUUGAGACCAUUGAAGGCUCAAUAAAAUAUCAAGUUAGUAAACUUGAAACAUCAUUAUCAGAUGUUACUAAUGAAUUAAAGACUUCUCGAGAAAAUGUUCAAUCUCUUGAAUUAUAUAUCAAAGAAUUGGAAGCGAAGACCGAAAGUGAUGCUGCAGAAAUUGCAGAUUUUGGUUUACUUCAACAAAGAAUACAAGAAGAUUUUCAGGAAGAACGAGAAAAAUAUAGAAAAGAAAUUGAUGAUGCACAAUAUACUCUUGAACAAACUAGGAAAAAGUACGAAGUUGAAAUGAAUAAACUUAAUGAGGAAAUUGAAUUAGAUAGAGUUAAUAUGUUAAACCUUCAAGAGGAGAAUAAAAAAUUAUCUUUGAAACUUAAAGAUUUGUUAACUAAUAAUAACGAAAGUUAUCCGUUAUUAAUUGAGGGUGAAAGAGAAAAAUUGAUAGGUCAAAUUACUGAAUUAAGUCAAUUAUAUAAUGAAAUAUCAGUUUCUAAUGAUGAACUUCAAACGCAGGUUAAUAAUUUGUUAAUUGAAAUGAGCCAACUAAAAAUGGCAUUGGAAGAAACUGAAACACAAAAAAUGUUAUUGGAAAAAUUGAAAAAGAAUCUUGAAGAUAGACUUGAUGAAAUCCAUGAACAAUACCAUGAUGCUAGUCAAAAUAAACAUGUAGCAGAGAAAAACUUAUCAGCCUUAGAUAGAGAAGUUUUUGAUCUGAAACAAUUAGUUGAAGAACAUCAAGAUGCUGCUAAUGCUUUAAGUGAGAAACUGAGAAAAGUUGAUGCUAGUUUGGCGGAUUCCCAAAAUGAAUUGGCAAAAGAAAAAGAAGAGAACCAAGAGCUAAUAAAGUCAAAGAUAAUAUUGGAAAAACAGAUUACAGAACUAAAUGCUAAAGUAGCUGAAUUGGAAACUAAAUUAAGUACUUCACCAAAAAAUCUAAAAAGACUUGAAACAAGACUUGAAGAAUUGACAUUAGCAAUUAAUAAUGAAACAAAUGAAAAGAAUGAAUCUAUAAGUAAUUUACGUAAAGCUAAUAGAACUAUACGUGAAUUACAAUUUCAAUUGGAAGAAAAUGAUAAGUCAAAACUAAGAUUUGAACAGGAAAUUUGCAAAUAUGAACAAAAGGUUGGAAAGUUGAGAGAAACUAUUGAAGAAAUGCAAAGUUCUGAAAGUUCUUUGCAAUUAAGUAAGAAACGCGCAGAACGUGAAGCUCAUGAAGCAAAAGAAAGAAUUGUUAGGUAAUUAAUGUAACUUGAAAAAGAACUUGAGAAAACAAAGUCUCGUCUUGGAAGAAGAAAUUCUAUGACAUCAGUAUAUUCAGUAUAUUCAUCUGCUUCUGCCUCAUCGAAUUCAUCAAAUUAAUUUAAUAAUUUUAAUAAUUAUAUAUGUAUUUUAGAAAGUUAAUGUAUUUCUACAAUGUAAUCAAUGUAUUUUAAUUCUUUUUUUUUACUUGUAUAUUAUCUGUAUUAUUUUCGGACUGGUUGG